Molecule: messenger RNA, 345 nt
Organism: Candidula unifasciata
Lineage: Eukaryota; Metazoa; Mollusca; Gastropoda; Stylommatophora; Geomitridae
Source: the annotation of a GenBank genome assembly
UCUCCUUCCAUCCCUGUAGGUGUGUGCCACACGUCCGAGCAGGAGCUGGCUUGGUCUGUAGACAACGAGAUCGAGGUGCCUCCAGAUCACUUUAAUGGCGAUUUCCAGAUAGUGACCACUUUUGAGGGAAAGGUACUCGUGACUUAUGAGAGCAAGAAGAACAGGGACCAUAUAGCCACCAUCAACGUCUCCGUGGACAAGCUCUUCAAGGGCAACAAAGACUUCGUCUUCAACGAGUUUGGCAGACCAACAUUCAUCGCCAAGGGGGUGUGUAAAUGCAGGUUCGGAGUGGAGCAGAACGUCAAGCUCACAGAGUCACCGAUUCCCAUCGAGGAUUAUGACUAG